AUACCUGGAAAUAUAACAAGCCUCUUAAGAUUGGUCAACUUGAAUUUAUCAAUGAAUCAUCUUAUUGGAAGAAUUCCAGAAAAAAUUGGGGAUUUACACAUGUUAGAAUCAUUUGAUCUCUCAAUGAAUGAGCUUUCUGGUCCUAUCCCUGAAGGCUUGUCUUCUUUGACCUUCUUAAGUCACUUGAAUUUGUCAUUCAACAACUUGUCUGGGAAAAUUCCAAAUGGGAAUCAACUUCAAACACUGAAUGACUCUUCUAUCUACGAAGGUAACUCUUUACUCUGUGGGCCUCCUCUUUCGACCAAGUGUUUAGAAGAUGAAACUAAACCUAGCGUAGCCAACAAAAAAGGAAGGGGAAUUGAGUCGAUCUCGUUCUACAUUAGCAUGGUAGCGGGGUUUAUUGUCGGUUUUUGGGGAGUUUGUGGCACAUUGAUAAUCAAAACAUCAUGGAGACAUGCUUACUUUCGAAGCUUUGAUAAUUUGAAAGACAAGAUUGCUGUGUUCGUCAUGGUCAAAAUUGUUCGCUUGCUCAGGAAGUUCAAGUAGGAGUUGAGGGUAUGGGCAUUGAAGCUUUCCAUAAUAUGAAACAGUUAUG
Molecule: messenger RNA, 595 nt
Organism: Alnus glutinosa
Lineage: Eukaryota; Viridiplantae; Streptophyta; Magnoliopsida; Fagales; Betulaceae
Product: receptor-like protein EIX2
Exons: 1
Coding region: 52-546 (164 amino acids)
Molecular function (GO): protein binding
Source: RefSeq, a predicted model, not a curated record